This is a messenger RNA of Corapipo altera (White-ruffed manakin), 564 nucleotides long. RefSeq names its product extensin-like. The record is from RefSeq and is a predicted model, not a curated record. Gene Ontology annotation, biological process: mRNA splicing, via spliceosome; spliceosomal tri-snRNP complex assembly. Gene Ontology annotation, cellular component: U4 snRNP; precatalytic spliceosome; U4/U6 x U5 tri-snRNP complex. NCBI's taxonomy places the organism in Eukaryota, Metazoa, Chordata, Aves, Passeriformes, Pipridae. The coding region runs from base 26 to 451 and encodes 141 amino acids. The transcript has 2 exons.
UGGGAGGGUUCCUAAAAAAAAGUUUAUGGGGCAGCAGCUGUCGGAGGAGGAGCUGAGCCGGAUCGAGGACGCCUGUGACAUGGCCCUGGCCCUGAGCGGGGCCAAGCUCCGCAUCUACGAGUACGUGGAGUCCCGGAUGUCCUUCAUCGCCCCCAACCUCUCCCUCAUCCUCGGGGCCUCCACGGCCGCCAAGAUCAUGGGUGAGACCCCCCAGAACCUGCCCUGGGACCCCCAAAAUCCACCCCCCAAAACCCUCCCUGGGACCCCCAAAAACAACCCCCAAACCCUGCCCCUCAGGGACCCCAAAAACCACCCCAAAACCCACCCACCGAGUCCUUCAUCACCUCCAACCUCUCCCUCGUCCUCGGGGCCUCCACGAUCAUGGGCGAGACCCCCAAAACCCGCCCUGGGAUCCCCAAAAACCACCCCCCCCCCGAAACCUGCCCCUUAAGAACCCUAAAACCCCCCAGAAUUACCCCCAAACCCUCUCCUUUUCCUCUCCCUGAACUCCUGCUACCCCCACUCUUUUUGGUUUUUUGGGGUUUCUCUGUCCUUUUCCCUCUG